Molecule: messenger RNA, 619 nt
Organism: Odontomachus brunneus
Lineage: Eukaryota; Metazoa; Arthropoda; Insecta; Hymenoptera; Formicidae
Gene: Muted
Product: biogenesis of lysosome-related organelles complex 1 subunit 5
Exons: 4
Coding region: 128-589 (153 amino acids)
Cellular component (GO): transport vesicle; BLOC-1 complex
Source: RefSeq, a predicted model, not a curated record
UGUACGUCACUCCAUGCAUGCGUAGUGAGCUCCCGUCGCGGAAAUCUCCUGAAUUGCAGCGCUAUUCGGGAGUGCAGAAGCGAUAUCUCGCGGUGCAAGGGACGUCGCAACCAUUUUCAUCGAUAACAUGUUUUCAUCUAUAAUGAAAGACACGGGUGAAAUCUGGAGCCGAUUAUUCGACCAUCGUCCGUUCGUCCAAGGAGAAAUCACAUUCUUCUUGCGAGAGUUCCAGGAGAAGCGAGCCGACCGUGAGGUGGAACGUCUUUUUAAGAUACUCGAGUACACAACAGAAUUGAAGGAAAGCCAAUUGGAUCGCACUGAACAGCUCGGGGAUUGUCAUUUACCUAGUCUGAAAGCAAACGCGGAUGUUGCAUUGAGCAUGUGUAAUCGUGUUCUACAAAGAGAAGAGAAUUUUGAUAGUGAUAGUGUUCUGAAUGGAAACAGAUUAGUCAGAAGGAAGGAAUGGGAGAAAUUUGUAAAUGAUAUGAGCGAUAAGUGUCAAAGAGUGGAUCAAACCUUCCAAGAGAAAGAGAACGAAAUACAGGAGUUCUAUAUCGACUUGGAGAAAAAAUUGCAUAUUACAGUAUAGGACAAUACAUUCCCAAAUCUGUCCAUACAA